Messenger RNA from Naegleria lovaniensis, 1395 nucleotides. RefSeq lists its product as uncharacterized. The record is from RefSeq and is a predicted model, not a curated record. NCBI's taxonomy places the organism in Eukaryota, Heterolobosea, Eutetramitea, Acrasida, Naegleriidae. The transcript has 2 exons. Gene Ontology annotation, biological process: peptidyl-serine phosphorylation; intracellular signal transduction. The coding region runs from base 1 to 1395 and encodes 464 amino acids. Gene Ontology annotation, molecular function: ATP binding; protein serine/threonine kinase activity.
AUGAUCAAUAACACAACAUCUCCGACCUCACCAACGGUCCCAUCACCCACUCCCAAACUCUCCCAACUCACUCAGGACACUGUUGCCGUUGCAAAAUCCGUUCUAGAAGACAAGUACUCGAAACAAAAACUCACCCGUAAUAAAGCCAAUAUCCGUUGGGUUGAUAAAGUCAAACCAAAGACGGUCAAGGAUUAUGAUAAGAUUGCAGUAAUUGGUAGAGGAGCAUUCGGAGAGGUUCGUCUCGUACGAGAUAAACAAACUGGACAAGUUGCAGCCAUGAAAAUGUUAAAGAAGACUGAAAUGAUGAAGAAGAAUCAAGUUCAGCACGUACGAACCGAGAGAAAUUUGAUGGCUGAUUCUGGAGAGAAUAACAUCAAUGAGUGGAUUGUUGAAUUGUAUUCAUCCUUUCAAGAUAAUGAAUAUUUGUAUCUUGUCAUGGAGUAUUUGCCUGCAGGAGAUAUGAUGACUUGGCUCAUUCAAAGAGAAUAUUUCACUGAGGAAGAAACACGAUUUUAUAUUGCAGAAUUGGUCAUGGCUGUUGGUUCUAUUCAUGCUCUUGGUUAUGUUCAUAGAGAUUUAAAGCCUGAUAAUAUUUUACUUGACAAGAAUGGUCACAUUAAACUUUCUGAUUUCGGAUUAUCAAAGCCAUACAAGUUGGAAGAUACUGAUCCCGAGGAAGCAAGAAAAUCCAUUGAGGAUGCAGCUGCAAAUGAGUUAAACAAUUCAGGAGCUGCCUCUAGUCAAGAAACAGGAAAACAAAGAGAUGAAUGGAGAAAGAAGGGUCGUAUCAAGCUCUACUCAACUGUUGGAAGUACUGGCUACAUUGCACCAGAAGUUUUAUUGAAGAAAGGUUAUGGAUUGGAAUGUGAUUGGUGGUCAGUGGGAAUUAUUAUGUUUGAAAUGUUGUGUGGAUAUCCACCAUUUUCAUUUGAUGAACCACCAGCUCAGACAUGUCACAGAAUUAUCAAAUGGAAAGAAAAUCUACAAUUCCCUGACGACGUUGUUUUGUCAAAUGAAGCCAAAGAUUUGAUUUUGAGAUUUUUGUGUGAUCCUGAAGACAGAAUUGGAACAAAUAGCAUUGAGGACAUUAAGAAGCACCCAUACUUUAAUGGAAUUGAUUGGGAAAAUAUUAGAAAGGGACCAGCUCCAUUCUGUCCUGAACUAGAAAGUGAAGACGAUCAUAGAUAUUUUGACAACUUUGAAGAUAAUGAAAUGUACAGAACCAUUAAGGAUGAACCAAGAAAUAUCUUGAGAACUAACAAACACAUGGUAUUCGCAAACUUUACUUGGGACAAAGACUUGAGAGAGGGAAAGAAAACUCAAUCUCGAACCACAGUCAUGGACAUGCGAGAAAAUAUGAAAGCCAUGUAUGAACAACAACAAAGUCAACAAUAA